CAAGUGAUGUGUGUGUGUGUGUGUUUAUGCGCGUAUGUUGCAAAAAAAUUUUUAAUCAAAUUAAAAUUAGGAAUAUAAACCCAAUUGGAAAGCAACAAACGUGCUGGCCGCGUGCAGCUGCAACUAGUUAACCGUUAUGGCCAAUCGCACGCGCAACAACACGACCAAGGUCGAGGCGCUAAUCGAGAGCUGCCGCAGCGAAGGCAAAUGGCAACGCGUCAUCGAGCUGACGGACGAGCUGAAAUCGGGAUCACCGCAUAACGAAUGCCUGGCCAACUUUCUGAUGGGCGAGGCGCGCCUCGAAAGCUAUCUGGAGGAGCAUGCGGUGGCCCCCGAAACGAACUUUGGCCGCGCCAAAAGCGGCCUCGCCGACGGCAGGCGCUAUCUAAAUCUCGCUCUCGGCGAGAGCGGCCAAAAGGCGGGCAUCGCUCUUGACGCGCACCUGCUGCUGGCCAAGCUGUGCUACGCCUGCGGCGAGUACGAGCAGAGUUUGGAGAACUUUGUCAAGGCGGAGCUCAAUACGCUCGCUGAGAAGGAGCUGACGCUACGCAGCCUCAAGAUUCUGGCCGAAUCUUAUGCCAUCAAAGGCCUGUGCCUGGAGCAGCAGGCCUCCAAGCCGACAUCCAAAUUCAAGAAGGCCGAAAAGGACACGGAAAUGAUCUGUUGCUUUGAGCGCGCCUCUGAUCUGGGUCUGCUCUAUCUGCAGGAACACGAUGUUGGCUGCGGCGGCAAUAGCUCCUCGAACAAUUCCACAGCCGGCUCCACGCUGAAUGUGAACGCGGGCGUGCAGCAGUCGUCGAGCAGCUUUGCCAUUAGCAGCAACCUGCAGAGCAGCAGCGCAACGCUGGAGGUGAGUCGACGCAUGGGCGCCAUACUGGAGACGGCGCUGCAGCGUGCGCCCAUUGUGCUGAUCAAGGCGGGCAAGCUGCAGGCGGCCGUGGAACGUUAUCGCAUCAUGUUGAAUGCCAUCGAGACGCGUGCAACGCAAUCGUUGCGCUUAACGCUCGCCCGCCAGCUGGCCGAGGUGCUGCUGCGCGGCGUUUCGGGCACAAUAUAUGCUCCCCCCUUUACCACCAAAUCGGGCGGCAGUACUUUACGUGGCGGCGGCGCCGCCAAGCGUCUGUGGAAGCCGCGCAAAUAUGCGGCACGUCAGCAAUUCACGCCGCGCAAUCAACAGGAGGAGAUCAUUCUCUUACUGCUCAUCGCUGAGGCCUUGGCCGUACGGGACACUGUGCUCUCGCAGAGUCCGGAAUUUCGGCUGGCGCGUCAGCAUGCCAUGGGCAAUGUGACGGCUGUUUAUGAUCUGCUCACGCUGGCCACCAUACGCUGGGGCUUGGUGCAGCUGCUCAAUGAAUCGUUCGAGAAGGCGCUCAAGUUUAGCUUUGGGGAGCAGCAUAUCUGGCGACAGUACGGCCUCAGUUUGAUGGCCGCAGAGAAGCAUGCGCAUGCACUGCGCGUGCUGCAGGAGUCGAUGAAGCUAACGCCCGGCGAUCCGCUGCCCUGUUUGCAUGCCUCACGCCUGUGCUACGAGAGCCUCGAGACCGUCAAGCAGGGCCUGGACUAUGCGCAGCAGGCGCUCAAGCGCGAGGUGAAGGGCCUGCGUCCCUCGCGCAGUCAGCUCUUCGUGGGCAUUGGCUAUCAGCAGCUGGCCAUACAAUCAACUCUCAAGAGCGAACGCGAUGCGUACAACAAACUGGCGCUGGAGUCUCUGGAGCGUGCCGUGCAGCAUGAUGGCAACGAUCACCUGGCCGAAUACUAUUUGUCCCUGCAGUAUGCUCUGCUCAAUCAGCUGGGCGAGGCACUGAGCCACAUACGUUUCGCGCUGGCGCUGCGCAUGGAGCAUGCACCGUGCCUGCAUCUGUUUGCCCUGCUGCUGACCGCAUCGCGUCGUCCGCGUGAGGCGCUGGGCGUGGUUGAGGAUGCGCUGCAUGAGUUUCCCGAUAAUCUGCAGCUGUUGCAUGUUAAAGCACACUUGCAACUGCAUCUGGAGGAUGCGGAAACCGCCUUGGCCACCGUACAGCAUAUGCUCGCCGUUUGGCGGGAGGUGUACGAGGCGCAGCUGGCCGCCGACGAGGAGAAGCAUUCGGAUACCAAAAGCGGUGUCCAUCUGGUGCAUUCAUCACAAAUGUCUGACAAGGACUCAAAUUCCGUCUAUGCUGCCUCGUUGGCCGCAGUGUCGCGCGUGGAGCAGGCUCUGAGCGAGGCCGCCAGCUCGUUGAGCUCCUUUACGCAACGGCCGGGACCCCGUAGACCUUGGAUGCUGCAAAUUGAGAUUUGGCUGCUGCUCGCAGAUGUCUACAUGCGCAUCGAUCAGCCCAAUGAGGCGCUCAACUGCAUACACGAAGCGACGCAAAUAUAUCCGCUCUCGCAUCAGAUAAUGUUUAUGCGCGGUCAGGUGCAUGUUUAUUUGGAGCAGUGGCUGGAGGCCAAGCAAUGCUUUCUGAAUGCAGUUGCCGCCAAUCCGAAUCAUACGGAAGCUCUGCGUGCUUUGGGCGAAACGCAUUUAAUACUGGGCGAACCGCGGCUGGCCGAAAAGAUGCUCAAGGAUGCUGCCAAAUUGGAUCCAAAUUGCCCAAAGAUAUGGUUUGCGCUGGGUCAGGUUAUGGAAACAUUGGGGGAUUUCAAUGCAUCCGCCGAUUGUUUUGCCACCUCGCUGCAAUUGGAGCCGUCGUGUCCGGUGCUUCCGUUUACCUCGAUACCUUUAGUUUUCGACUAGGCAUUUUCAUGUAAACAUGCAUUUGUUUUUUGUUUAUCGUUUAUGUAGCAUACCUCAACUAACCUCAAAGAGAAAAAAAAAGAGAAGAAACCGAACAGAGCAAUAUUACUUACUAGACAAUUUAA
Drosophila virilis is the source of this 2841-nucleotide messenger RNA. RefSeq names its product tetratricopeptide repeat domain 7 (gene Ttc7). NCBI's taxonomy places the organism in Eukaryota, Metazoa, Arthropoda, Insecta, Diptera, Drosophilidae. The record is from RefSeq and is a predicted model, not a curated record. Gene Ontology annotation, biological process: phosphatidylinositol phosphate biosynthetic process; protein localization to plasma membrane. Gene Ontology annotation, cellular component: plasma membrane. Gene Ontology annotation, molecular function: protein binding.